CAUACAAGAAAAGCAAAACAAAUGGCUAAUCCCUCUGGUUUUCUCCUGGCCAUUUCCUUACUCCUUCUCGGCACCACCGCCGCUUCGGCCGCCUCUGAGAGCGCCGUGAAAGGCUUGAUCUGGGUUCCGACGACGACGACGAACGAGUCCGGCAGCAGCUGUCGGGGCUCAACGGCGGAGUGCAUGGCGAACAACAUGGAUGGUGAUGGGCUUGAGUUCAACAGGCGCGUAUUGCAAACGUCUUCGUCGAACACACAGUACAUAAGCUACGGGGCUCUUCAGAGGGACACCGUGCCGUGCUCCGUGAGGGGCGCGUCGUAUUAUAACUGCCAGCCGGGAGCGCAAGCCAACCCUUACGACCGAGGCUGCAGCGCCAUCGCUCGCUGCCGGGGUUAAAGGUUG
This is a messenger RNA of Hibiscus syriacus, 402 nucleotides long. Its product is annotated as rapid alkalinization factor-like. The transcript has a single exon. The record is from RefSeq and is a predicted model, not a curated record. Lineage: Eukaryota; Viridiplantae; Streptophyta; Magnoliopsida; Malvales; Malvaceae. The coding region runs from base 22 to 396 and encodes 124 amino acids.